UACGCCAUGACAUCAUUCCAUUUGAAGCCUCAAGCAAAGACAGAGCUGAACGAAAGCGCAAUAUUUUUUCCUUUGAAGUGCAUUUACAGGCGAAACUAUCGUGCGUGGUGAUGAUGAAAGGUGCUAGCACUUACUCGCUUUUUCUACUGGUGUUAGCAUUGGCUGUUAAAUCAUCGUCUCAGAUUGCUAAGCGCAAUAAUGUAUUACUGUUUGUGUUGGACGAUUUUCGGCCGGCAAUUGGUGCCUUCGGCGAUACAAAGGCUAUAACACCUAACAUCGAUUCCCUAGCGAAAAAUGGAUUCAUGUUCACGAAUGUUUUUGCACAGCAAUCGCUAUGUGCCCCGAGCAGAAAUUCUUUUUUAACAGGCCGAAGACCGGAUACAACCAAGCUGUACGAUUUCUAUAGCUACUGGAGACAAUCCGCUGGAAACUUCACUACGAUUCCUCAGUACUUCAAACAACAUGGUUACCUAACCCAAUCUAUAGGAAAAAUUUUCCACCCAGGAAUUUCGUCAAAUUAUUCAGAUGAUUAUCCACUUAGCUGGAGUUCUGUGCCAUUCCAUCCUUCAACGGAAGAGUUUAUGAAUAAACCAACAUGCAUUGAUAUGGCAUCGGGAGACGUAAGCAAGAAUCUGCUCUGUCCGGUUGUUCUAAAGUUGCAACCCGAUGAGACGUUACCCGAUAUUCAGAGUACAUGGGAAGCGAAAAUGUUUUUGACAGAGCAUCAAAACUCUACAACACCAUUCUUUUUGGCAGUUGGAUAUCAUAAACCACACAUCCCGUUUAAGUUCCCCGCAAAAUUCUUAGAUUUGCAUGACAUUCAGAAAUUCGAAGCCCAAGAUCUUGACUAUCCUCCACAUGGUUUACCGCUUGUAGCUUGGAGCUCGUAUUUGGAUAUCAGAAGCCGAGAUGAUAUGAAAGCUUUGAAUAUCAGCUAUCCUUUUGGGCCAAUCCGCGAGGGAGUCAGACUGAAGAUUCGACAACACUAUUACGCCUCCGUUACUUAUGUGGAUGAUUUGAUCGGGCAGCUAUUGAAGGAUGUGAACUUUGAUAACACUAUUAUUUUGUUAACAUCAGAUCAUGGGUGGUCUCUGGGUGAACAUGCUGAGUGGUCCAAAUACAGUAAUUACGAUGUUGCCUUGAAUGUACCGUUAAUAGUCUACAGUCCAGAUAUGUUGCCAAAGGUCAAUAAAAAGAUAGAUAAAGUGGUCGAGUUAUUGGAUCUAUUUCCCACAAUGGUAGAUUUGGCAGGUUUGCCACCGAUAGAAAAGUGCACCACUGAUGUAGAGACGGCAACCUGCGUUGAAGGAAAAUCUUUACUGCCAUAUAUUUUAGAUAAUCCUACAGACGGCUUAGUGGAAGAAGCGUUCAGUCAGUAUCCGCGACCAGAGGCGUACCCGACCUUCUAUCCCAACAGUGACAAACCAAAGCUGUACCAAAUUAAAAUAAUGGGCUACAGUAUUCGUAACCGUCGUUUCCGAUACACUGCUUGGGUUGGAUUUGACCCUGUGACCUUCGGUCGAGAUUGGACAAAAAUUUACGGUGAAGAACUCUACGACCACAGCAUUGAUCCUCAAGAGAAUAUAAAUCUAACAGAUCGUCCACAGAUGCAAGAAACAAAGAAUUGGCUUUUGUCGCGAUUGAAGAAACAAUUCGUUUGAUUUUUGCAAGUUUUGCAUUUUGUAAUGAGUUUGAAGCAAUCGCUAGUAGUAAAUAAAGUAAUCUUAGAAUAACGAGCAUAUGCUGCCAAGACCCUUAUUAACGCAUCGAUAAUACUCCGUUAGUCCGUUUUGUUGAGGAUAAUAUAGCAAAAUAUAUACAAUAUAUAA
This is a messenger RNA of Wyeomyia smithii (pitcher-plant mosquito), 1829 nucleotides long. RefSeq names its product iduronate 2-sulfatase (gene Ids). The transcript has 3 exons. Lineage: Eukaryota; Metazoa; Arthropoda; Insecta; Diptera; Culicidae. The record is from RefSeq and is a predicted model, not a curated record. The coding region runs from base 111 to 1661 and encodes 516 amino acids. Gene Ontology annotation, molecular function: iduronate-2-sulfatase activity.